Molecule: messenger RNA, 2442 nt
Organism: Arxiozyma heterogenica
Lineage: Eukaryota; Fungi; Ascomycota; Saccharomycetes; Saccharomycetales; Saccharomycetaceae
Gene: SLS1
Product: Sls1p
Exons: 1
Coding region: 1-2442 (813 amino acids)
Cellular component (GO): mitochondrial inner membrane
Source: RefSeq, a predicted model, not a curated record
AUGUCACUAUUAUUGAAAUGUUAUUAUAAUAAAUUAAUAACUUGGAAGUAUUUAAAUUACACCAAUAAAUUGUGGUAUUCACUUGUAAAUAAUAUUGAUAACAGCAUUUCUACAAAUAAUACUAUAGAUAAUAACACCGAGGAUCACAACGAUAGAACUACCAUCACUGAUGCUAAUACAAUUACUACUAUAAGUGCUAUCACUUGUACCAUCCCCACUGCUCCUGUUAGCUCAUCAUUAUUGCCAACAUCUGAAAAUUGUGGAAACAAUAAAGAAGAUGUUCACAAUGUGACCAGGGGUAAGAAAAUUAAGCCACAGAAACCACAUAUUCUUGUAUUAGAUUUAAAACAAAGUGGUCUGUUGCCAAAUACUCAAAAAAAUAAUCACAAACAUACUAAAAAAAAUAAUCAUUCAAAUAGAAUGGAUCGUCCCAAUUAUAAUAAUAGUAAUAAUAAUAAUACAAAACAUAUUACAAUCUUAGAAGGGGUGGACUUAGGUGACAAUAAUAACGCUUAUAAAAAUACUGAUCCUAGUAACGGGUGUAGUAAAAAUAAUAGCAAUAAUAAUAUUAUUAUCGAUAAUUCGAAUAAUGUUUAUCUUCGUGAUCCGAAAGGACAAUCAUCUAACACGCUAUUACAAUUUGAAUCUAAACUUACAAAUGAACAAAUCAUCCAAUCUAUCGAUUCUAUGAGACCGCCUACUACAGAAGUGUCGAGUAAAAUAUUUGAUGAAUUAGUAGAAAGAUUAAAUGACGGAUAUACCGUCAAACAAUUACGUUAUUAUAUAUCAACGAAAUCUUUUACAAGAAUAUCCACAUCAAAAUUGGUUAAAUUAGAUAUAGUGAAAAGAUUGUUGAAUGACGUUUGGAAUCUAAAAGUUUCGUCUAAAAUGAAUACUAUGAAUAGUUAUUCAAUGUCACACAAAAUUAUCAAUUUAAAUGAUGUUCAAACGAAGUUAUUGUUAUUGACACAAAAUGGUAAAAUUUUAAAAAAUUUAUCUAGAUUGGAUAAGAAUCUUCUGAUUCAAUUAGAUUAUUCGAAUAAUCAAUUAAAGUUGUGGGGAAAUGAAUCAGUUUUGAAAUAUAUUGAAAUUUCAAUAACUAAUAUAUUAAAAAACAUAUUAAUGACGAAGUGGAUGCCUUCAACUAACUCAUCUACCUCUUCAACUACUACUUCUUACAAUAAUAAAAUCAUCUCUAGGAUAACAAGACUCUGUGAUGUGGAUAUAAACCUGGAUAAAAAUGAAAUUUUUGCCUUUGGUAAUAAAAGAAUUCAAUUAGCUAAAAGACUACUAUUAUGGGCAGAUUACCUUAAUAUGGAAGUAUCAAGAGCGUAUUCAGAUUAUUGGAAACAAGCCAUUGAUCAAGUUAGUUCGAAUACUAAUAAAGAAAACCAAUUCCAAUGGUUCCCCUUUGUUGAUAUACAAACUUUAAAUUGGUUAAGACAGAUUGAACCAUUUGAAAUUUUGCGUGAAAUUUGCCCAAUCAAGAAUGAAUCAUAUAAAGAAUUAACAUCUGAUUCUCUUAAUAAUCUAUUGACAGAUGAAAAGAUUGAUAAAUUUUAUAAUUUCUUUAACCAUGCAAAUAAGGCCUCUGUUAUAAAUUUAAAACCAAAUGUAUCUAAUAUAUUGAGUAUAUCAUUAGGUCAAGUCUUAAGACCAAAUAAAAAAGCAUCACUGACAUCUCCUAUGCCACUUUGUUCUUCUUCUUCCUCUAAUGUCGAAGAGUCGUCAUCUUUUUCUUCCUUGCACUCAAACUGGAUUUUCCAUUCAAGAAUUCCACAGUUAUCAGAAAAAUUAUUGAAAUUACCUCUUUUUGAUAAAGAGUUUACUAAAGAUGAAUUAUUAUUAACAGAUCAACAUGACUAUUAUUUACAAAUAAUAUUAACCCCCGAUAGGAAGCAAUUUGAAGAAUCUAUGAAUAAUCAUACGCCUUUAAAAGAUCAACCAUUAGAAUUAUGGUUACAAAUAGAUGAAAAUAAUCAAAUUAUUCUUGAUUCAGUACAGGCUAUUAUUCCCAUUUUAAGAGAAAAUUAUUUAAUUCAAACACCAGAACGUCCAUUUGAUUACAGAAUCUCUAAUGAUUAUGUUAUGAAUGUUGAAGCUACAUUAGAAUCCCAGCCCGGAUUAAUCUCUUUUUUAAAUGAGAUCAAAAUGAGUAAUUUUAUCGAUAAUGUUAAAAUACCAUAUAAUUUAUGUUUGAAUAAUCCCAUAGGAUUAUCGGAUACCAAACAUUUAAUUCCAACGAUUGGAUAUAAUUAUGUUACUUGUAAUAGGCAUAAAAUUUUAAAAUUGAAAUAUAUGGAUAAAUAUUGUGUUCAAUAUUCUGAAAUCGAUGGAGGUAACUUUGGUGGUAAAAGUCAACAAAUAGAUUUUAUUUCUAGCGAUUCAAAACCAACAAAAAAAGAAUUCAGGGCUUUUAUUAAGGAUAUUUUUAUGUUCUGA